Messenger RNA from Melanotaenia boesemani (Boeseman's rainbowfish), 1664 nucleotides. RefSeq lists its product as uncharacterized. Lineage: Eukaryota; Metazoa; Chordata; Actinopteri; Atheriniformes; Melanotaeniidae. The record is from RefSeq and is a predicted model, not a curated record. Bases 136 to 1251 code for a protein of 371 amino acids. The transcript has 3 exons. Gene Ontology annotation, molecular function: nucleic acid binding.
GGAGCAGGUCAAGGAGGGAGAGGAGCGGGCCGAGGAGUGGGCCAAGGAGGGCGAGAAGCAGUCCAAAGAGGAGCAGGCCAAGGAGCGAGAGGAGAAGGAGGGCAAGCAAGACAACGCAUUUUCAUUACAGAUGAAAUGAGAGCAACAGUCAUUGACCACGUCAUUGUCCACGGCAUGACAAUGACCGAAGCGGGACAACGAGUCCAACCAAACCUCAGCAGAUUCUCAGUGGGCACCAUUAUUCGGGCCUUCAGAGAACACAACAGAGUUGAAAGAUUGCCAUUUGCAGGUGGGAGGGCUUCCAGAUUCACACCAGCCCAAGAGGUCCUCAUUGUGGAUAUGGUUCGGGAGAACAAUGUGAUCAGACUACGGGAGAUACGGGAGAGGAUCAUUGGUGACAAUUUGAACUUUCCGACCAUUGACAAUGUCAGCCUGACAACCAUAGACAGAGUCCUCAAGCGCCAGAGAGUAAGAAUGAAGCAGGCCUAUAGGGUACCCUUUGAGCGCAACUCUGGAAGAAUAAAACACCUCCGUCACCAGUAUGUGCAAAGGAUGUUCCAGUUGGAGUCCAUGGCCAGACCCCAUGAAUUUAUAUUUGUGGAUGAGGCUGGCUUCAACCUCACAAAAAGGAGGAGGAGAGGCCGUAACAUCAUAGGACAGAGAGCUAUCGUUGAUGUGCCCGGCCAACGUGGAGGAAACAUCAAUCUCUGCGCUGCCAUGAGUUCUAGAGGGCUUCUCCACCAGCAUGCUGAACUUGGUGCCUACAACACUGAGCGUCUCCUCACCUUCCUAGGAGAGCUCAGAGAUGUUUUGCAUGACAAUGACCACCUGAAUGCUCGGCCAGCAGAUCACCACGACCAGCAGAUUCCUGGGCCAGCUGAUCUUCCCAUAUACGUCAUCCUCUGGGACAAUGUUAGCUUCCAUCGCAGCAUCCAGGUCAGAGAGUGGUUUAACAUCAAUCAGCAAUUCAUUAAUGUGUGUCUGCCACCCUACUCUCCGUUCCUAAACCCAAUAGAGGAGUUCUUCUCAGCAUGGCGGUGGAAGGUCUAUGACCGCCAACCUUACACUAGAGAGAACCUUCUCAGGGCUAUGGACCUGGCCUGUGAUGAUGUGGCUGUGGAGGCGUUCCAAGGCUGGGUGCGGCAUGCCAGGGCAUUCUUCCCACGUUGUUUGGCUAUGGACAAUAUUGCCUGUGACGUUGAUGAGGUCCUGUGGCCCGACCCAGCCCGACGACGUGAUGCCUCUCCAUGAUUUCGGUGUCAACAUACAACAUACUGUGUCAAUUUUCAACGUACUGUAAUAAAAGAAAUCGCACCCUGAACAUUGUGUUCUCAAUUGUUACUGUACAGUAUCUAUUGUGUGUAAUGGAUCCUCCAUGGAGUUUAGUACUCAUUUUUGCAUUGAGUUGUGAUAUUACUGCAUUUUCUGCAUUAUGUAACUAUUCCCAUGAAAUGCACAAAUCUAUAGAAAAUGCCCAAAACAUAUUUGAGAAUAAAUAAGGGUUGCUCAAAUGCAUCCUGGCAGUUGUGAAACUGUAAAAAGAACAGUCUCACACUGUGAAAAUUGUGCUUUCAAUUUUUUUGGUAAUGUGGUUAAUGAUGCUCAGUAGUGUUUACAUUUUUGCAGGCCUUGAGUGGUAUUUUGGUGUCAGAGUUUGCUUUUGA